ACCGCCUGCGCAAGGCUGAAAGCUGAAGUGCAGGCUGGAGGGGGUCCUGAUAAACCAGCCUGUGUCUUUGAUGUGGACAUCCUGCCAAAUCGCACACCAUGACCGAGAAAGACAAGGUUAAUACGGACAAGUCGGAGACCAGUAACGAGGAGGUGGGAAAGACAUGUGAGCUGCGCGUUCGGCAGCAGCGAUUCGAUCGAAGCGGGAAUGCAGAAGAUGUCGUGGUCGACAGCUUGAAGCUUCCCCGCGGUCAUGGAUUCGACAAACCGUACGCGGUCGUCGUUAACCAGAUCUUUACCGAGAAGAACCUUCUUGAUAAAGAAAUCGCGACGAUCAACUCUGAGCACAUCUUGGAGGCCUUCAGAGAGGUUAUCGGAUCAUAUCCAACGGUAGCAGCCGACUUCUCCGAGCCGUUCGACAUGGAAAGUCCGUUCCAAAUGCUAUUCCAUUUCUGGCACGAGCUGGACGCUUACAAGGAGGCCGUGGAGGACGACGUAGCGCGGAUGCAUAUGAACCUCCUGUUCGACUUCAUGGAGAUAACGAUGGGGCCCGAGAAGAAGAGAGUGGAAACCCAGAUCAAGAAAGGCCAGAUCGAUUUCUCCCGGGCGUGGACCUUAUAUCGGCCGGGGGACAUCCAGAUCAAGUUUGAACAUGACCAUCCAUGGUUGCUUAAGUGUGUGAAGACGGCAUACGAAGAGAAUACAAGACAAGGUAAAUGGAUCGAAGUCCAUUGUACGCACACCGAUUUCGACGGGAGACACGUUGGGGAGGCGACCCUCAUUACCAAGAUCCAUCAAAAGCAAUUCUUCGCUUCAGAGAAUCCAGCCAACAUCAAGGAUUUGCUCGUAUAUCCGCGAAAAUAUUACAACGAGGGGGAAAGUCUGGAGAGGCGCCUCACCGAGCGGGGUGACCGCUUUCUGGCUUUGACGGAAACCUGCGUUCGUCAGUAUGAUGGUCUCGCUGAGCACAUCAAAGAGCCCCCAUACAGCUUCUGGGACCCGGACAUGGCGCUUUUCGAUCCGGUUUGGAUUACGUAUAAAGAGACGGGAAGGAUCAUGGUCGACCGCAAGACGUUCCAGGAGGAUAAAAAUCUGACGCGGGUUGCCAUCCCGGCAUCUCAAGAGGACGUUGACAAGAUCCUUUGUCCGCCAUUCGUGUACGGCUUCUCAUUGGCAAUCAAGGAGUGGUGCCGUUUUUACCUCGAGUACAUUCGUGAUGUACAGUGGAACAAGGGCUGUAUGGAUGCUUUAGUUAUGAAGGAAGAGCAGAAAUCCUUAUUGCAGGCGAUGGUCUCGAGCCACGACUUCCCAGAGAAUCCGCGCGACCAGACCAAGCAGAAGGGCAAAGGACUGGUAGUUCUCCUGCACGGUUCGCCAGGUACGGGCAAGACUUUGACUGCUGAAUGCUGCGCCGAAAUCACUGGCCGAGCGCUGUUCAGCACAAGCUUGGCGGAACUGAAUAAAGAGAACUUUGCCUGGUAUUUCGAACGUCGGCUGGUCACGGUCCUGCAGUACGCGACGAUAUGGAGAGCCUGCGUCUUGCUGGACGAAGCAGAUGUGUUCUUGGAGCAGCGAAGAGACGACGUCGCAGAUUCAUCCGAGCGCAACGGACUAGUCGCCGUCUUCCUCCGACACCUGGAGUACUUUAGCGGUAUUGUCUUCCUGACAACGAACAGGAUUCACGUGUUCGAUGAAGCCAUGAAGAGUCGCAUCCACCUCGCUCUAGGGUACAAUCCACCUGAGCUCGAAAUGCGUCGCAUGCUGUGGACCAAGAGCCUGAAAACAGCAACCGGGGGCGAAUUGGAGGCCGAGGUGGAGGAAGCGAUCGACGUCUUCAUCCGCACCAAUCUCAACGGAAGAGAGAUCUCGAACACUAUCAACACGGCACAGACUCUUGCGAGGUUCGAAGGCGGCAGGCUUCAUCUGAAGCAUAUUGAGCAGGUCCUGAAUGUCCGGAAGGAAUUCGAGAUGGGAUUGAGGAAAAUGAUCAAAGAUGCAAAGAGGACGUCCACUGGGCCGAUUGCGAGGCGAGGAUCGAUGUUGGGCACGAUGUGCGAGGAGCCAGAGGAGUUGGAAGGAUGAGGUUAGAACAGAGAGGGGAUGUGAGGGAGAGGACAGGUUUAUAAUGGGGGACGCCCAAGCUUUCGGGCUAGACCGCUUUUGACUAGCUUGCUCUCAGCGAUCGCAACCUGCGCGGGCGCUAAAACCAUCUCACUCGUUCACUUGAUGAUUAGAGACGCUCUGUUUAUUACGAAAAUAUGAAGACUUGGC
Molecule: messenger RNA, 2270 nt
Organism: Trematosphaeria pertusa
Lineage: Eukaryota; Fungi; Ascomycota; Dothideomycetes; Pleosporales; Trematosphaeriaceae
Product: P-loop containing nucleoside triphosphate hydrolase protein
Exons: 1
Coding region: 99-2081 (660 amino acids)
Molecular function (GO): ATP binding; ATP hydrolysis activity
Source: RefSeq, a predicted model, not a curated record